Molecule: messenger RNA, 1857 nt
Organism: Cannabis sativa
Lineage: Eukaryota; Viridiplantae; Streptophyta; Magnoliopsida; Rosales; Cannabaceae
Product: probable mitochondrial adenine nucleotide transporter BTL3
Exons: 4
Coding region: 330-1682 (450 amino acids)
Biological process (GO): transmembrane transport
Source: RefSeq, a predicted model, not a curated record
GCUUUUUUUUAGGGGAAAUAAAAAAAAACAGAAGAGAGAGAAACCUCUUUGCCUCUCUUCUCUUCUCUUCUCUUGGCGAUGAAAGCUAGGAAGAAGAAGAAGAUGAGAAACCCGAAUCUUCAUCUUCAUUGAGCAACUUGCCUCUACCUUCAGUCACUCUCAUAACAUUGUUGGUUUUUUUUUAAUUAAUAUUAUUCCAUUCUCUCUUUCUCUUCAAGCUUUCUCUCUCUCUCUAGAUAAAUAGAAAAACCCCAUACCCUUCUCCUUCUCAUGUCUCAGUCUCAUAACCUAUUACCGUUAUAUCUCAAUUACGACGUCGUUUAUUCACAAUGCCAAACUCAACAGAGAAUACCCAUCUCCUUGCCCACUUGAUCAACUCUCACCCCUCCCAUUGUUUCUUCCCUGGAGGAGGCUUAUUCGUCGACCCUUCUUACUCUCUUCCUCCUUCCCUCGUUUCCUUCAUUUCCUCAAAGACCCGUUUUGAGUCGGAUUCGGAUCCGGGUUUGGACUCCGUCUCGGUUUCUUGUGCUUAUCGGGGUGGUCAUCGCCGGAAAACGGUGCGUUUUGAGGGGUUGAGAGGUGGGAAGAGUUGUGGGUUCUUCUUGUCGGUGAGUUUGUCGAUAAAGAAGAGCGAAGAGGGGUAUGGUCGUGAAUCCACGGAUGAUGUUUUGGGGCAAAAUGAAAAUAGGAAUGGGAUUUCGGAGGUAGAAGAGGCGGUGGUGGUUUACGAGCAUGGUGAGAAUGAGACCGUACGGAGAGUUAAGGAGAAGGGAUCAGGUGCUUUGAAUACAACUAAGCAUCUCUGGGCUGGAGCUGUUGCUGCCAUGGUUUCAAGGACAUUUGUUGCACCUCUUGAGAGACUAAAGCUGGAAUAUAUAGUUCGUGGUGAGCAGAAGAACCUUUUUGAGCUCAUUCAGACUAUUGCAUCUUCUCAAGGGGUUAGAGGUUUUUGGAAAGGUAAUUUUGUGAAUAUUCUCCGUACGGCACCAUUCAAGGCUAUCAAUUUCUAUGCCUAUGAUACAUAUAGAAGCCAUUUGAUGAAAAUAUCUGGUAAUGAGGAGUCCACGAAUUUCGAUAGGUUUCUUGCUGGAGCUGCAGCUGGGAUAACAGCUACCAUUCUUUGUUUGCCUAUGGACACUAUUAGAACAAGGAUGGUAGCUCCUGGUGGCGAAGCCUUAGGAGGCGUAAUUGGUGCUUUUCGCCAUAUGAUUCAAACUGAAGGCUUCUUCUCGCUUUACAAGGGUCUAGGCCCCUCAAUUGUAAGCAUGGCACCUUCUGGUGCUGUGUUCUACGGUGUUUAUGAUAUAUUAAAAACAGCAUAUCUUCAGUCACCUGAAGGGAGGGAAAGACUAAAACAUAUGAAACAAGAAGGUCAGGAACUGAAUGCUUUGGAACAACUAGAAUUGGGUACUGUCAGAACAUUGCUGUAUGGAGCAAUUGCUGGAGUUUGCUCCGAAGCUGCUACUUACCCAUUUGAAGUUGUGAGGAGACAACUUCAAAUGCAAAACCGGGCAACAAGGUUAAGUGCAUUCUCAACUUGUGUGAAAAUUGUCGAGCAAGGAGGCGUUCCUGCUCUCUAUGCUGGAUUAGUCCCCAGCUUAUUACAGGUUCUACCGUCAGCUGCCAUUAGUUACUUUGUGUACGAGUUCAUGAAGAUUGUUCUCGAAGUGGAGUCCACGUGAUACAUAUGAUUCCUAGUCAAGAGCGGGCACAUUUUUUUGUUUCUUUUAAAGAAAGAAAUUUAGUUCAUGAGAUGAGAUAUAUUUUUAUGAAAAUACUUUUGAGAGAGUUUGAGUUUGGGGUUUAUGAAACGAUUGAAAUAAGAUGGUUGGAAGUAAGUAAUGGUCCAUUUUGUCC